AUUUAUUUUUCCAUGGAUGAAUUUAAAUCGUAUUCACUACGUCCACAAACAUCUCAUAUAUUCAAUAAAUUGAAACUCUUAAGACAUAAGUUAGUCAAACAACCCUAAAAACAACUUAAAUCUACUAGGUCAAACUACGUACCCGCUGACAUUAACAAUAUGAAAUACGUGAUAUCACCCAGAUAAAUCUUCGAAAAAUUCUCAAAAUCUGUAGUAUCCAUUAAAGGCAAGACUAUUUCAUAAAAUCGAAUAUAAUAUGAUCAAUCCUUUUUGGAUAGAUUACUACCAAAAGAGACUAUUAGAAAUAUGAAUAAAGAAUCAAGAAAAAAUAAUACUUUUUCUCCAUUGUUUCAACAACCUUAAGGAAGAAUCAAAACAGAUUGGAUAAACUCAAAAUAUAGAUUAUUUUGA
This is a messenger RNA of Paramecium sonneborni, 411 nucleotides long. The record is from the annotation of a GenBank genome assembly. NCBI's taxonomy places the organism in Eukaryota, Ciliophora, Oligohymenophorea, Peniculida, Parameciidae.